UUCUUAUCAAACAUGUUAGUGCGCGCUCUCUCUUCGUCUAAGUUUGGAACGAAACUGUUUCGGGAUGAGAUUGCUAAGUUUCCUUAGCAUAUUUGUUAAUGUUGUAACACUAGGAUAUAGCACAAGAUGUUUCGAGUGCACACAUGUACAAUUUCCUAGUGAUUGUACACAGCUGACAGAUUGCAAUUCUGAUGAGUAUUGUUUUACACAACAAGUGAUAACAACAAGUGGAAACAUAGUGUAUAACUCUGGUUGCCUAUCCAAAUCGAGUUGCCCUGCUGUUUCGGCGCCGCAUGACGGUAGAAGGUCAACAAGCAUGGUAAAUAAACGUUCCGAGGACAUCAUAACAUGCCUAGAGUGUUGCCAUGGCGACUUCUGCAACAUGAACGGAUGUAGAUCACAAGAAAUUCCGAUCGCACAACGUGGCCCAUACUGUUAUACAUGCGACGUACUAGAUCCCAAAGCGUGUACAAAUGUAAACAUUUGUGGUAAAAAUGAGCUCUGCAUGCUCUUCAGUCCUACAGACUUUGGUAGCCUUUCAGAAAUUAUUUACAGAGGUCAAUGUGAAACAAAGGCGGCAUGUGAUGCAGUGUCAAAAGCAUUUGUCAAUACAAAAUGUGUGCCCACGUGUUGCAAUACAGAUUUUUGUAAUGAUUACUGCGUGACGCCGACAGAUGUUACUAUGACGUCAUCGUAUCCAAAUACUACUGACAAUAAUAUGGCGAAUACAACUUUUCAUCCCACAGAACUAUCAACAGUUACUUUACUUCUGACGCAAAGCGUUUCAACUACAGACGUUCGAAGGACCGGAACGUCAAGCAAGCCAUCUUCACAUAUAUUUACAACACCUGGAAUCACCCAGUCAUCAACGACUGGUCAUUCUUUCCACUGCCAUGUUAAAGACGGUUUUGUACAUUUACAAAAUUCACUUGCGCACUUAUGUGUCCAUGUUGUACUUCAUCAUACACCAUUGUCUUGGAAUGACGCACGAACAGCAUGUAAAGCGCAAGGAGGGGAUCUUGUUGUCCUAGACACUCAUGACAAAGCUCUUUUAAUGAGGAAAGCACUUGCCGGUCAUUUUAGAUACAGCCACCCAUUUUAUUGGAUAGGAGCAAAGGAUUUUUCGAAACAUGACCAUUUCUCCUGGGUAAAUGGUCACGGUUUGCAUAACACAGCAGCCGAUUGGAGUGGAGAUCAACCUGAACAUUUCAAACAUGGCCAUGACCAAGACUGUGUUUGCAUGUUUAGAGAUACUACACCAACUUUCACAUGGCACGAUAAAUUUUGUAAUUUGAAAGGAAAUUAUAUCUGUGAACGAAAAUAAAUAUUACAAAAUAUCAUUUAUUAAACGAAAA
Molecule: messenger RNA, 1355 nt
Organism: Mercenaria mercenaria
Lineage: Eukaryota; Metazoa; Mollusca; Bivalvia; Venerida; Veneridae
Exons: 9
Coding region: 65-1324 (419 amino acids)
Biological process (GO): biological process involved in interspecies interaction between organisms
Cellular component (GO): external side of plasma membrane; membrane
Molecular function (GO): carbohydrate binding; transmembrane receptor protein serine/threonine kinase activity
Source: RefSeq, a predicted model, not a curated record